GCCAAAUUAUUGAAUUGCUUUUAAUUAUCAGAGUAAUAACAAAAUAAUUGUACAAAUUAAUCAUAUGAAUUAUAUAAAUGACUUUUAUCACUGUCGACUCUUAAAACAAAAAACAAAAAUAAGAGUGAAUGUCGGCCAUGUGACAUUACCUUGCAUGACAAUAUUACACAGAAUGGAGCAGAAAACGAUGUCGUUGAGCGAAGUUCUAUUCCGCAGACGUUUUCUUGCUGCCAUUCACGGCUAACGAGUAACAACUGCCAAACGCAUAAUGGCGGCGAUUCCAGGAUAUCUGGUUCCCGCCAAAACCAUAACUUGCACAACCACCAUCCCCCAAUUCGCUGAAAACCCUAAAUCCACAAUCCUUCAGAAAUGCAGGAGCCGCAGGGACCUCAACCAAAUCCAUGCCCAUCUCAUCAAAACCCGCCUCAUCUUCAACCCUUCCCUCACCGAAAACCUCCUCGAAUCCGCCGCCAUUAUUCUUCCCAACGCUUUGGACUACGCGCUCUCCAUUUUUCGCAAAAUCGAGGAACCCAAAUCUUCCGCUUACAAUGUCAUUAUCAGAGCCCUCACCUACCAGCAAUCCCCUGACGAAGCCCUUCUUUUGUUCAAGCAAAUGUGUGCCAGCGCGGUACAUCCCGAUGAGUUCACUUUCUCCAGUGUCUUCAAAGCUUGCUCCAAAUUCAGAGGAUUGGUCGAAGGCCAACAGAUUCAUGCCCAUGUUGUGAAACGUGGGUUACAGUCGUAUGGGUUUGUCGAGAAUACGCUCAUUCAUAUGUACGCAAUAUGUUCCGACAUCCAGGUUGCUCGGAUGGUGUUCGAUGGAAUGCCUGAACGAGAUCUUGUUGCUUGGAAUGCAAUGUUAGCUGGGUAUGCAAAGAACGGAUGCUGGGAGGAGAUUGUGAGCUUGUUUCUUAAGAUGCUGGAAAUGAAUGUCGGGUUUGAUGAGGUGACGAUGAUUACUGCUUUAACGGCGUGUGGUAGAGUAGCUAAUCUGGAUUUGGGAGAGUGGAUUGCUCAAUAUAUUGAGGCAAAUGGACUGAAGGGGAAUACUAAUUUGAUAACUUCGCUUCUUGAUAUGUACGCAAAAUGUGGUCAGGUGGACGCAGCUAGAAUACUGUUUGAUCAAAUGAAGCAGAAAGAUGUUGUUGCAUGGAGUGCCAUGAUAUAUGGGUACGGUCAGGCAAAUAGAUGCUAUGAGGCUCUUGCUUUGUUUAAUGAGAUGCAAAAAGCUAAUGUCGAUCCUAACGAGGUUACUAUGGUUAGUGUGCUUUACUCUUGCGGGGUUCUUGGAGCUCUGGAGACUGGUAAAUGGGUUCAUUUCUAUAUCAAGAAAAAGAAACUGAAGCUCACUGUCACUCUUGGGACUGCUCUCAUAGACUUCUAUGCAAAAUGUGGGCUAAUAGACAGUGCUGUUGAAGUUUUUGAAAAAAUGACGACCAAAAGUAUCAUCUCCUGGACAGCGAUUAUCCAAGGGCUAGCUAGUAAUGGCGAGGGAAGAAGAGCUCUUGAGUUUUUCCAAUUGAUGCAGCAAGCAAAAGUUAAACCAAAUGAUGUGACUUUUAUCGGCGUUCUUUCUGCCUGUAGUCACGUGGGUCUAGUCGAGGAAGGUCGAACACUAUUCCUCAGUAUGAACAAGGAUUAUGGAAUUGAACCAAGGAUAGAACAUUAUGGUUGUAUGGUUGAUAUUCUUGGUCGCGCGGGUUUACUGGAUGAGGCAUUUCAGUUUAUGAAAAACAUGCCUUUGGAACCAAAUGUAAUAGUUUGGAGAACACUUUUGGCUUCUUGUAGAGCGCAUAAAAAUGUUCCAAUCGGUGAAGAAUCAUUUAGACAGAUAGUGCAAUUGGAGCCGGCUCAUAGUGGGGAUUAUAUACUUCUAUCCACCAUAUAUGCUCUAGCGGGAAGGAGUGAGGAUGCUUUGAAAGUGAGGUCUCAGAUGAGAGAAAUGGGAAUUAAGAAAUCACCUGGUUGUAGCUUGAUUGAACUGCAAGGGGUAGUUCAUGAGUUCUUUUCUGAAGACGAUGAACAUUCUCAUUCAAAAGAGAUAUACAGAGCAACUGACGAUAUGAUCAAAAGGAUUAAGUUAGCUGGAUAUGAGCCGAACAUGGGCGAUGCAAGGAUAGAUGCAGAGGAGGAAGCUAGAGAAACUUCUUUGUCUCACCAUAGCGAGAAGCUGGCUAUUGCAUUUGGUCUUGUCAAUACUAAGCCGGGUUCUACAAUUAGAAUAUCAAAAAAUCUUAGAAUUUGUACCGAUUGCCACAAUGCUAUGAAGAUAAUAUCAAAGGUGUAUAACAGAGAAGUCGUUAUCAGAGAUAGGAAUCGUUUCCAUCAUUUCCGGGGGGGAUCAUGUUCCUGCAAUGAUUACUGGUAAACUCAAAGCACCUUCAUAGUCACGAUCAAGAUGAUGAAUAAUGCAGGCCAAAUUUUCGUUGGUUCUAGAUUGGGGGCUAGAAAGGGGUUUACUUAGGCUGUUCUUGUCCUGCCUGUAAUUGUUAAAAGAAGCCCCAAUUGGACUGCUUCCUAGUUACUUCUUUAGAUGCAUGUUAAUUUUAGUUCAGUUUCUCCAUUCGUUCCUUGGUUGGCGAUUUAUCUCUUCAGUGAGCAUAAUCAUUACAUGCUGAUUUGUUCUACACUCCAACCAGUUUUAAUUUCAGAGAAGUCUUCAUUUGGAAAGAUACAAAGCUUCCACUUGCGAGGAGAAAAGCAUCACACAUUUAAGAUGAAUGAAUAAUCCUUCAUUUGGUCUUCACAAUCUCGGUGUGACAAAAUAAGCCUACAGUGGGUCAGCUCUAAAACAUAAAACGCUAGCAGAUGCUACCUUGUCUGGAUCUUCAGCUAUGGCCCAUAAAGUGAAUACUGAAACGAAAGUGAACAUCAAACAUGGGUAUCCAGAAUUCUCCUUGACUCCUCUUAAUAUGUUUUAUUUGCUACUGCUAUGCACCCAUGCGAAAAAGAAAACUGAAAACGAAAGAAAUGUCUCCUAAGAUCUACGAUUCAAGGAUUAUGUUAGACAACUCAUGCUAUUCAGUGUUUGACUCAAACAUCCCAUAUGAUCUUAUUCCUAUUGAUUGGCUGCUGUUGAAAAGUCGAUAUCUUAGUGGCUACAUUGACACCCUGCAACACUUCAAUUAGCUUUCGGAUGGUUAGAGUCCUCAUACCAAUCAUGAGCCACCAAACUAAACGCAAAUGACAUGCAAAAGUGGGAUGGCGAAUCAUCUCUCAAGAGGGAAUCACCCUACCUGAGUAUUCUAUUGGACAACUCAUACUACUCAACGUAAAACUUAAAGCAUCAUGUUACUUUGAUCUCGUGGCAUCAAGAAUGCUCCCCACCGUGACAGAAUGUGCAGAGCACAAUGUUACCACCAUACGAGUUAUAAUUUAGCGCUAGAUGGAACUCUUGCUACAUUGCUACAUGAUUACGCUAAUUGGUAUGAUUGAAAUCCUACAUGAGACGAAAUGCACGGCAGGGAUAAAAGAGAACUGAUUUUCACUCGAACUGUAAAGGUAUCGAUCUGGACAUUUCACCAAUCUCCAAAAGCAUUGGUUGAUUUCUCCCUUGAAAUGCACGGUAGCGGACUAGACUCUUACCUAACCACAUUUUUAUCUAUUAUUCUCCCUUGAUUUCUCCCUUGAAGACGAUCUAUCUUCUUAUUCAAUUAUUAAAAGCAUUGGUUGAAGCAACAAAGAAAGCCAUUAGGCUUAAUUUCCUCCUUUCCUCUAGGAGUAUCCCCAGCGUUGUCACAUUCAGCCAUCAAAGAACUCGUGCCAGGGGACUCUGGUGAGAAGAUGGUAUUCUCAGAAGUGAAGAUUCUUGAAGGAAUCACCGGUUUAGGAGGUGAAACCGUGUAAAGAUAACUGAGCAGCAUUUGGAUUAUCUGGGUGAAGUUGGGCCGGGCAUUUGGGUCUUCUUGCCAGCAUGAAGUUAAAAUCACAGCCAAUUCUUCAGGGAGAUUCUCUGCACUGGGUCUUACAUUCUGAAAACACAAGGAGUAAUUCAAAUUAUUAGGCAAAUAAAUUAUAAAAAGUAUACAAGGGGCUUAGGAAAACGAUAUUAGAUGAGAACAUCUACAGAAUAAAGCAGAUGAAAUUUACUUUAAAGGCUGCCGCAUAAGCUGCCUGGAGGUUUGACAUGCCUUCAAAGGGUACUUUGUUAUGUAAGAGCUCCCACAGCACAAUUGCAAAGCUAUAGGCAUCCACUUUAUGGUUGUAAUGCUUCUUCUCUCCCUGCUUCAGUGUGACAGUGCUAUACAACUGCAAUUUUCAAUCGAUGUCAUCACUCCAUACGCCAGUCUCCACCUCUCCAUACAUAAUCACCGUUCAAAUAAGAAGAUAAAUGCAGAGAAAGGACAUCCAUUCCAUAAUAGAGUACCUCGGGAGCCAUCCAACGGUAAGUUCCUGUUUCAGCAGUCAUCAUCUCUGUUAGUGACUCCUCUCUAGCUAAUCCAAAAUCUGCUAGCUUGACUGUUUUCUGGUCUUCAGUCAAGAGUAAGUUUUCUGCAUACAAAAAAGAUUAAGGAAUAUUUUCAUUAUGUAUAUGAUUUAUGUUUCAACAAGUCAUAAAAUUAAUAUGAGCAAGGUUCAGUACUGCAGAGCUCAUAGCAGAACAUAGAUACAAUUGUUCAUCUUGUUACGCUGUGACUGCUUAGAUAAUUGAGUUGUUUAGAGAAUGUUAAAAGAAUGGUUUAUCAUA
Messenger RNA from Prosopis cineraria, 4687 nucleotides. Its product is annotated as pentatricopeptide repeat-containing protein At1g08070, chloroplastic-like. Gene Ontology annotation, biological process: RNA modification. The transcript has a single exon. Bases 269 to 2368 code for a protein of 699 amino acids. NCBI's taxonomy places the organism in Eukaryota, Viridiplantae, Streptophyta, Magnoliopsida, Fabales, Fabaceae. The record is from RefSeq and is a predicted model, not a curated record. Gene Ontology annotation, molecular function: zinc ion binding; protein binding; RNA binding.